Molecule: messenger RNA, 6648 nt
Organism: Daphnia pulex (common water flea)
Lineage: Eukaryota; Metazoa; Arthropoda; Branchiopoda; Diplostraca; Daphniidae
Gene: l(3)72Ab
Product: U5 small nuclear ribonucleoprotein 200 kDa helicase-like
Exons: 5
Coding region: 46-6501 (2151 amino acids)
Cellular component (GO): nucleus
Molecular function (GO): ATP binding; ATP hydrolysis activity; nucleic acid binding
Source: RefSeq, a predicted model, not a curated record
CAGCAUACGAAACUUUCGUCAGUGUCUAAAAGCAAGCCGUAAGAAAUGGCGGACGCCGCAGCACGUUCGCUCCAGUACGAGUAUAAAGCCAAUUCUAAUUUGGUUUUACAAGCUGACGUUCGUUUAAUCGAUCGCCGAGCACGAGAUGAAGCCACCGGUGAGGUUAUGUCCCUUACUGGGAAGUUGGAAGGAACUCGCAUGGGUGACAAAGCCCAACGGAUGAAACCGGCAAAACGUCAGAAGCGUGAUCCCAACAAAACUGAUAUUGGUGGUAAAAAUGGUGGAAAAGGACCUUUGCAAAGCGACAACCUGGAUGAAAUCUCUGGCAUCAUCUACAGGCCCAAAACGCAGGACACCAAACAGACUUACGAAGUGCUUCUCAGUUUUAUUCAGGAAGCGUUGAGUGAUCAACCCAGAGAUGUGUUGUGUGGUGCUGCUGAUGAAGUCCUCACGGUUCUCAAGAACGACAAGCUCAAGGAUAAGGAGAAGAAAAAGGAAACAGAGGCUAUGCUUGGCUCCUUGCCAGAAGAAAGAUUUGCCCUGCUCGUUAACCUGGGUAAGAAGAUCACAGAUUGGGGCCAAGACGAGAAAAUGGGUACUGGAGAAGAGCAAAUGGACGACCAGUAUGGCAUCAAUGUGCAAUUUGAAGACACAGACGAAGAAAACGAAGAAGAAAAUGUGUAUGGAGAGAUUGGAGAAGAAGAUGACGGUGAGGAUGAAGCUGAUGAAGCUGAAACAGACCAUGCCAUUCAUGCUGAUGCUGUCGCAAGUGGCGUCGAUUUGGGCGGUAAAAAAGAGAAGAAAUUGCAUCCCCUCGAUAUUGAUGCCUAUUGGCUUCAGAGGAAGCUGUCAAAGUUUUACAGUGACCCCAUGGUGUCUCAAGCCAGAGCCGGUGAAGUCCUCAACAUCCUCAAGAAUAUCCAGGAUGAAAGAGAAUGUGAAAAUCAGCUAGUUGUCUUGCUUGGUUUUGACUGCUUUGACUUCAUCAAGCUGCUUAAACAAAACAGACACAUGAUUCUUUACUGUUCGUUACUGGCAUCCGCACAGAGCGAAGCUGAACGUCGAAGCAUUCAAGACGAGAUGAAGAGCAAUCCCCAUCUGAACAAGAUCCUUCGACAAUUAGAUACUGUGAGGGACGACACUGGAAUCGAACCGAUGGAAGUCGAUUUUAAAAAGAGUUCACGUCAAGGUACUUCUGCCUCCAAAGAAGUCGGAGGUGGAGGACAGGAAGGGUACAGUGGCAUUCCAGGUCUUCGAGAGCUACUGGACUUGGAGGAUCUUGCAUUCGCUCAGGGCUCUCACUUCAUGGCCAACAAAAAGUGUACACUUCCAGAAGGUUCUUUCCGAAAACAGCGUAAAGGCUACGAAGAAGUUCAUGUGCCACCAUUGAAACCUAGGCCUUUUGAUGCUGAUGAAAUGCUUAUUCCUAUCGAUAAACUUCCAACCUACGCCCAACCAGCUUUCGAAGGAUUCAAAACGCUCAACAGAAUCCAGUCUAAAAUCUAUAAAACAGCUCUCGAAUCGGAUGAGAACAUGUUAAUUUGCGCCCCAACCGGCGCCGGCAAAACCAACGUGGCUUUGUUGACAAUGAUGAGAGAAUUGGGCAAGUACAUCAAUCCGGACGGAACAAUUCGCGUUGAUGAAUUCAAAAUCAUCUACGUUGCACCCAUGCGUUCGCUCGUACAAGAGAUGGUGGGCAGUUUUGGCAAAAGACUGGCGCCUUUCAACCUGAAAGUUGCCGAAUUGACGGGCGACCAUCAACUCAGCCGUGAAGAAAUUGCACAAACUCAGGUGAUUGUCUGCACGCCCGAAAAGUGGGACAUUAUCACUCGCAAAUCAGGAGACCGAACCUACACGCAACUGGUCAAGUUGAUGAUCUUUGACGAAAUUCACUUGUUGCACGACGACCGUGGUCCAGUUUUGGAAGCCUUGGUAGCUCGUACUAUCCGCACCGUCGAAUCCACUCAAGAAGAUUUGCGAUUGGUGGGUCUUUCUGCCACGCUUCCCAAUUACGAAGAUGUGGCCACUUUCUUGCGUGUCCGACCCAAGACGGGUCUAUUCUUCUUCGACAACAGCUACCGCCCUGUACCCUUGGAACAGCAGUACGUUGGAAUCACGGAGAAGAAAGCUGUUAAGCGUUAUCAGAUUAUGAACGAAAUUGUAUACGAGAAGGUAAUGGAGCACGCCGGCAAGAAUCAAAUUCUCGUCUUCGUUCAUUCGAGGAAAGAAACCGGCAAAACAGCACGUUCCAUCCGCGAUCUUUGUUUGGAGAAAGACUCUCUGGGAGCCUUUCUACGUGAGGGUUCCGCUUCUACGGAAGUUUUGCGCAAUGAAGCCGAACAAGUUAAGAAUCAGGAGCUGAAGGACCUACUUCCCUAUGGUUUUGCCAUCCAUCACGCUGGUAUGAGCCGUGUGGACCGUGCUUUGGUCGAAGAUUUGUUUGCUGAUCGUCACAUCCAGUUGCUCGUUUCCACAGCUACUUUGGCCUGGGGUGUCAAUUUGCCAGCCCAUACUGUCAUCAUCAAAGGAACGCAAGUCUACAAUCCGGAGAAAGGUCGAUGGUGCGAACUUGGAUCUCUCGAUGUCUUGCAAAUGUUGGGUCGUGCUGGUCGACCGCAGUACGAUACCAAAGGUGAAGGUAUCCUCAUCACCAACCACAGCGAGUUACAGUAUUACCUGUCGCUGCAAAAUCAGCAAUUGCCCGUCGAGUCGCAAAUGGUCAGCAAACUACCAGACAUGCUGAACGCUGAAAUCGUUUCCGGCACAGUGCAAAAUGUCAAAGACGCCGUCCAUUGGUUGAGCUACACUUAUCUCUACAUCAGGAUGCUUCGUUCACCGCAACUUUACGGCAUAUCGGUCGACAAACUAAAGGAAGAUCCGAUGCUCGAGCAACACCGAGCUGACUUGAUCCAUACGGCAGCAGUUUCACUUGAGAAGAGCCAGCUGCUCAAAUACGAUCGCAAAUCCGGUCAACUUCAAGGCACGGAAUUGGGAAGAAUUGCCAGUCAUUAUUAUUGCACCAACGCAAGCAUGGCAACCUACAACCAGCUGUUGAAGCCAACUUUGAGCGAAAUUGAACUAUUCCGAGUUUUUUCGCUCUCUUCCGAGUUCCGCAACAUCACCGUACGUGACGAAGAGAAAUUGGAACUUCAGAAACUUAUGGAACGUGUGCCUAUACCCAUCAAAGAAAGUAUCGAGGAGCCUAGUGCUAAAGUCAACGUUCUAUUGCAAGCCUACAUUUCGCAGCUGAAACUGGAAGGCUUCGCUUUGAUGGCUGACAUGGUUUACGUGACUCAGUCAGCUGGUCGUCUCAUCCGAGCCAUUUUCGAGAUGGUUCUUAGCCGAGGAUGGGCCCAGCUAGCUGAUAAAGCCCUCUCACUGAGCAAGAUGAUUAAUCGUCGCAUGUGGCAAUCCAUGUCGCCGCUUCGGCAAUUUAAGAAGAUGCCAGAGGAGAUCAUUCGAAAAUUGGAGAAAAAGAGUUUGCCGUGGGAAAGACUUUACGAUCUAGGCCCUACCGAAAUGGGAGAACUUAUUCGAGCUCCUAAAUUGGGCAAGACCAUCCACAAGUAUGUUCAUCAGUUUCCCAAGCUGGAGUUGUCUACUCACAUUCAGCCAAUCACUCGCUCCACGCUCAAAGUGGAAUUGACCAUUACUCCCGAUUUCCAGUGGGACGACAAGAUUCACGGCAAAGCUGAAGCUUUCUGGAUCUUUGUCGAGGAUGUGGACUCUGAGGUUAUUCUCCACCACGAAUACUUUCUUUUGAAAUCGAUUUACGCACAAGACGAACAUCUGGUCAAGUUCUUCGUUCCAGUUUUCGAACCUCUGCCACCCCACUACUUUAUCCGCGUUGUUUCGGAUCAUUGGAUUUCCUCGGAGACGCAGUUGCCUGUUUCAUUCCGUCACUUGAUUUUGCCGGAUAAAUACCCACCACCGACUGAGCUGUUGGAUUUGCAGCCGCUUCCUGUCACUGCUUUGCGUAAUCGAUCCUACGAAGCUCUCUACGCCGACUCGUUCCAGCAGUUCAAUCCCAUUCAGACGCAAGUGUUUAACGCGCUGUACAACACCGACGAUAACGUCUUUAUUGGUGCUCCAACUGGAGCUGGAAAAACCAUUUGUGCUGAAUUUGCCAUUCUGCGCCUUUUCAGUCAGAAAGAACAAGAGGCUUCGGCUGAAGGAGUAGCUGAAGUUGAAGCUCGUUGCGUCUACGUUACCCCCAAUCAAGAACUUGCGGAUAAUCUCUUCAUCAACUGGCAAGACAAAUUCGCAUCGCGAUUAGGCAAGAAAGUGGCCAUGUUGACUGGAGAAACAGGCACCGACCUGAAACUUUUGGCUAAGGCCAACAUCUUGAUCUCGAUUCCAGAGCACUGGGAUGUUUUGUCACGUCGUUGGAAGCAGAGGAAGAAUGUCCAGAACGUUCACUUGUUUAUCGUCGAUGAACUUCAAUUGCUGGGCGGAGAAGACGGGCCUACACUCGAAGUAGUUUGCUCAAGAAUGCGCUACAUCGGUGCCCAGCUUCAGAAACCCAUCAGGUUAGUGGCCUUGAGUCACUCUUUGGCCAAUGCCAAGGACGUUUCGCAGUGGUUGGGUUGCCCAGCAAACGGCAGUUUCAAUUUCCACCCGAACGUGCGACCAGUUCCGUUGGAACUUCACAUCCAGGGAUUUAACAUCACCCACAAUGCGUCUCGCCUCAUUGCCAUGGCUAAACCUCUGCAUAACGCUAUUUCUAAGCAUUCACCGAAAAAGCCGGUACUGGUCUUUGUUCCGUCGCGAAAGCAGUCUCGCGUGACGGCCUUCGAUAUCCUGACUUACGCCGCCGCCGAGAACGAACCGGAACGCUAUCUCCAUGCCGAGUUGGAGGACAUCAAACCUUUCAUCCAACGGCUAACCGACAAGACACUCCACGAAACACUUAAGCAAGGUGUUGGAUACUUGCACGAAGGUCUUACAGUCCAAGACAGAAGAAUUGUGGAGCAGCUGUUUGAACUUGGGGCCAUCCAGAUCGUUGUCGUUUCGCGCACUCUUUGUUGGGCUGUCUCCGUUCACGCUCACCUGGUUAUCAUUAUGGACACGCAAAGUUACAACGGUCAACAACACAUGUACGAUGACUAUCCCAUUACCGAUUUGAUCCAGAUGGCUGGCAGGGCUAAUCGACCGCGCGAAGAUGACGACGCUAAAUGCGUUCUCCUGUGCCAAUCGUCCAAAAAAGAUUUCUAUAAAAAGUUCUUGUACGAACCAUUGCCCAUCGAGAGCCAUUUGGACCAUUGCCUUCACGAUCAUUUCAACGCCGAAAUCGUGACCAAAACAAUUGAAAACAAGCAGGACGCUGUCGACAACUUGACGUGGACCUUUUUGUACCGGCGGAUGACUCAGAAUCCCAACUACUACAAUCUUCAGGGAGUGAGUCAUCGACACUUGUCUGACCACUUGUCCGAGUUGGUGGAAAGCACGCUGAAUGACUUGGAGCAAUCCAAGUGCAUUACCAUCGAGGAAGAAAUCGACGUUAGUCCGCUUAAUUUGGGCAUGAUUGCUGCCUACUAUUGCAUCCACUACACGACGAUCGAGUUGUUCAGCUUGUCGCUCAACGCCAAGACCAAAAUCCGUGGUUUAUUGGAAAUUAUUUCAGCAGCCGCCGAGUAUAAGAGCGUGCCAGUCCGGCAUGGAGAAGAAGCCGUAUUACGUCAGUUGGCUACCAGACUUCCCAAUAAGCCUCAGACUAAUGCCAAGUUUAGCGAUCCCCACACUAAAACGUUCCUCUUGCUGCAAGCUCAUUUGUCUCGCGUCCAGUUGCCAGCGGAGUUGCAGCAGGAUACGGAACUCAUUCUGGGCAAGGCGAUUCGAUUGAUUCAGGCCUCUGUGGAUGUGCUCAGCUCCAACGGAUGGCUUUCACCAGCUGUGGCCGCCAUGGAGUUAUCGCAGAUGGUGACUCAAGCUAUGUGGUCCAAGGAUUCGUACCUGAAGCAGCUACCUCAUUUCACCACCGAGAUUGUCAAACGGUGCACCGACAAGGGACUCGAAACAAUCUUCGACGUCAUGGAAAUGGAGGACGACGAGCGCAACACUCUACUCGGACUUAAUGAGUCCCAGAUGGCGGACGUCGCGCGAUUCUGCAAUCGUUACCCCAACAUCGAGUUGGGAUUUGACGUUUUGGAUCGCGAUCGAAUCACUUCAGGACAAUCUGUAGUGAUUGCAGUGAACCUUGAACGUGAAGAUGAAGUCGUUGGCCCAGUCCUUGCUCCUUUCUUCCCACAGAAACGCGAAGAAGGCUGGUGGGUAGUAAUCGGCGACCCGAAGGCUAAUGCUCUCGUUUCCAUCAAACGUCAGACAUUACAGCAGAAGGCCAAAGUCAAAUUGGAUUUUGCGGCUCCAACGACUCCUGGCCAGCAUUCUUACACCAUUUAUUUCAUGAGCGAUUCGUACACGGGAUGUGAUCAAGAGUACAAGUUUACCAUCGAUGUCAAGGAACCAUCAAACUCUGAAGAUUCUGACUCUGGUUCCAACUAAACAUGAAGUCCAAAACUUUUUCAAUCUUUAUUUUUGUUUCCAUUUUUGCUGGUAUCAUGACCGGUUUCGUUUUUAAAACAUUGUGAGAAAUGUCAUGCCACUAAGCAUAUUUGCUCGCUAUGAAUAAAAUGCGCUAAAUCAUUUCAA